Molecule: messenger RNA, 2325 nt
Organism: Aspergillus nidulans FGSC A4
Lineage: Eukaryota; Fungi; Ascomycota; Eurotiomycetes; Eurotiales; Aspergillaceae
Product: putative microtubule associated protein (Ase1)
Exons: 4
Coding region: 1-2325 (774 amino acids)
Biological process (GO): microtubule cytoskeleton organization
Cellular component (GO): microtubule cytoskeleton
Molecular function (GO): microtubule binding
Source: RefSeq, a predicted model, not a curated record
AUGGGCGUUGAUACAAGCUACUUGACCACCCAGGUCAAUAAUAUUGUCAGCCAGCUCCACGGGAUUUUCGAUGAGAUCGGAGUCCCCAGUCAUGAGCGCGAGUCGCGAGAAGCAGAGCUCUUCAGCGCGCUAUCAGAGACACUCAACAACCACUUGAAGCUUGUGGACGACGAGAAAAAUGCGAUGACAGAAGAAGCGCAUAAACUCAUCAAUGCGAUUCAACAAAUGGAGGAGUCCCUGGUUGACGAGAAAGCCAAUGGCCAGUACAGUCUCGACAACGAUGAUCUUCAGGUUACUUAUCCCCUCAAUCGCUGCGUCGCCUUCCUCCGAGAACAACACAGCGCAAUCGGCAAACUACAUAGGCAGCGCUUUGAACAAGUGAAGAAACUGGUCGAAGCCCUCGAGUCAUAUUCGUCCCACCUCGAACCCUCCUUCGUUACACUCGAGCUUCCUCCCACAGCUCCUGGAUCUUCGGUUGCUCCGAGCUUCGAUCUCUCUCCAACGUACGUCACGGCCCUCGAUAACGAGUUUACUAGAGUGUACGAAGAAUACCACCGCCGUCUUGAGCUCGUGACCACAACAUGCGAAGAAAUCAUCAAGCUCUGGGCCGAGCUUGGGACACCUCAGGCACAAACUGAUUCCAGUAUUGUUCAGCACUAUCGCGAGUCGCCCGAACAACUAGGACUUCAUGAAUCGGACUUGGCAAACUUGCUCGCGCGUAGGGAGAAACUGCUGGAUGAAAAGAGAGGGCGCGAGCGCAAGUUGAAAGAUCUCAAACACGCCGUUGAAGGGCUUUGGGAACGCUUUGGCGUCGAGGAAUGUGACAGAAAGGCUUUCCUCGCUGCGAACCGUGGCUGCGGCCUUCGUACUAUCAAUGAGUUUGAAGAGGAACUUUCCCGUCUAAACGAGUUGAAGAGGCAGAACCUACACCUUUUCGUGGAGGACGCACGGUGCCGGCUGCAGGAGCUGUGGGACGGGUUGUAUUAUUCGGAAGAAGAGAUGUUGGACUUUACACCCGCCUUCUCUGAUGUUUACAGCGAUGCACUCUUGGAGGCUCAUGAGGCGGAGAUUGCACGCCUAGAAGCUUUGAAAGAACAGCGCGCUCCGAUUCUGAAUUUAAUCGACAAACAUCGAAGCCUUCUUGCAGAACGAGAGGCUUUGGCUGUUUCCAGCCAGGACGCGUCUCGGUUGAUGGCUCGCGGAAACAAGGGAGAACGGCGUGAUCCCGGAAAGCUACUCAGAGAGGAGAAGAUGAGAAAAAGAAUCGCCAAGGAGUUGCCGAAGGUUGAGACCGACCUUAGGAAGGAAUUGGAGAAUUUCGAGGACGAGUACGGACGGCCGUUCCUGGUUCAGGGAGAAAGAUAUCUCGAUGAACUCACCAAAGUAGCUGCGAAGCCUCCGGCACGUUCCAAGACACCUGGUCCGUCAAGUACGACGAAACGCAACGCUCCCCCAGCUCGUCCUGCCAGCGCCAUGAACCGUCCCGGAAGCUCUAUGAGGGGUCCUCCCCCGCCUCGUUCCACGACAAAAACACCGACAAGCCAACCCACCAAGUACAACACUGUUGGUGCAUCUCGGUCAGGAGCCAAGUCACCGACGAAAAUCCCGGCCAGAGUCCCGUUGAGCAAUAUGCCCCAUGGAAACAAUUCUGCUGACCGCCGUGGUCCGAGUACAUACUCGUCGAGUACGGUGAAUGGUAAACUGCCUUCGUCUCGCGCGCCACCACCGAGGAUGCGAGCCCUGACGACAACUGACAAAGAAGAGCGAGGAAGCUACCUGUUUGAACCUCCUCGCUGCGCGAGUGCCAUGUCCAAUUCAUUUGUCCGGCCAGUUAGCCCUGAAGAUGUGUACGAUGAUCGCCAACGUUCCUUCAUGAGCUCCUCCAUAUUUUCUCAACGCUCAACCGGAUUCUCUCAAUCAUCACAAUCCUCCGCUUCGUCUGUGUCGCUCAAGUCGUCCCUGCAGGGACAAUUCCCGCGACCUAACCCGUACCUGCAGCACGCCCCACCACCUCCGGCCCCCAGGCAAGUGUCCAAUGCUUCUUCCGCCUCCGCUGCCGAUACGAUAACGACGGGAUCCGAGAACUGGGAGACGUUUGACGACGGAUCAGAGUCGGACGGUGACGCGAGUGAAGCGUACUACGCCAGACUUAGGGCAGCGCAUGGAAAACGCCUGGCGCCGGAGGACCAGCAGCCCUCAAUAUCGUUGGCUGGCAAGAAGGCGAAGGGAAUUCGAAGCGUUAGCCCCGAUGAGCCGAUUGGACGACAUAUGGUACGAGUGGCCGGAAGUGAUAACGGCUGGACCGAUGACAUGGAGGCUUACUAA